Alnus glutinosa is the source of this 776-nucleotide messenger RNA. RefSeq names its product small ribosomal subunit protein eS19x. The coding region runs from base 75 to 503 and encodes 142 amino acids. The transcript has 4 exons. Lineage: Eukaryota; Viridiplantae; Streptophyta; Magnoliopsida; Fagales; Betulaceae. Gene Ontology annotation, molecular function: structural constituent of ribosome; RNA binding. The record is from RefSeq and is a predicted model, not a curated record. Gene Ontology annotation, biological process: ribosomal small subunit assembly; translation. Gene Ontology annotation, cellular component: cytosolic small ribosomal subunit; ribosome.
AAAUCUUGUAUCUCUCUCUCGCGCGCGCACGCUCACAUAUUUGGAAGGGAACUCCGCCGCAGAAGAAGCGUAAGAUGACGGUGAGAACCGUGAAAGACGUUUCCCCUCACGAGCUCGUCAAGGCCUACGCCGCCCACCUCAAACGCUCUGGCCAGGUCGAAUUGCCUGAAUGGACUGAUCUUGUUAAGACCGGAACACUUAAGGAGCUUGCUCCAUAUGACCCUGAUUGGUACUACAUUAGAGCCGCUUCCAUGGCAAGGAAGAUCUACUUGAGAGGGGGUCUUGGUGUUGGUUCCUUCAGAAGGAUCUAUGGAGGAAGCAAGAGGAAUGGCAGUCGCCCACCCCAUUUUGGUAAGAGCAGUGGUGCUAUUGCUCGUCACAUUCUUCAGCAAUUGCAGAGUAUGAAAAUCGUUGAUAUCGACACAAAGGGUGGGAGGAGAAUCACAUCCAGUGGCCAGCGAGAUCUUGACCAAGUUGCCGGACGGGUUGCAGUUAGCCAGUGAGAAGUUAUUGCAGGCUCGUUUAGGAUGCAAAAUACUUGAGAAGAACUUUGGAACUUAGUUAUUUUGAGUUGACGUAGAUAUGUGGGACCGUUAUUUAAUUUUAUGCUCUUGAGGAGUGCUAGUUGUUUUUACUGUCCUAUUGUUAAGUCUACUUCGUGAAACCAUUUCAUUUAAAUGGCAGAUCUGGCCUGCAAAGUUUACCUCGACUCGAAUGGUCGAUCGUUUGGUGUAUACCACGGGGUCAGCUGUUUGAGUCUCAUCAAUUACCUGGUA